GUGAAUGUUGGACACAAAACACCAGAAAGUAAUCGGGGAGAAAGCGGGGUGAGGUUGUGUGAGCGUUGGGGAGAACUACCGCGACGCUGAUAGCAACUAUAGGCGCUCAUGUAACUCUGUCCUCGUCUUCUCUGUAGACCGAAGAGAACUCGACACAACGCACCCUCUUGUGCUUUGCAUGCGGUGAGCGAUCAAGCGCGAGGGCUCGGAAAAACAGCGGUGGAGACGGAAGUUUGGAAAUCCCGGGCGCCUCAGGAGUGAAUGGUGGAGCCCAGUCCCCCAGCGCUGCAUCUCCAUGCCAGCGGUGAUGUCAGCAUGGUGGGCGUCAGUGUGAAGUUGGAGGAGUCUGGAGGAGAAGGGGGAGGAGCCCACACCAGGGCAGAGCAGCUCUCCUCUCCUGCCUGUGAUUGGUCAGGACAUCAGCCAAUGGAACGACAGGAGUCUAGACAGCUGACUCCUCCCCUCUCCCGCUCACCCUCAGAGGGCUCUCCUGGUAAGGAACAGCUUCUCAGACAGAGUCCUGUUGGGAUGAAGGGGGGCAGCAGGGGGUACAACCACCGACCAGAGGGACACAUGCACCCCACUGUCAGCGAAGUCAUGCCCACCAUAGAGAAGCUUCUGAGUGUGGACUGGAGGGAGAAAUUUCUGGACAAAAGCCCCCUGGGAGGCAACCACCUGAAAGGCACUCCAGAGUCUCUGGCAGAGAAGGAGCUGCAGUUGUUAUUGAUGAUCAACCAGUUGGGUGGUCUGAGGGAGCAGCUGCUGGGAGCCCACUCUGAGCAGAGGAACAUGGCUGCCUUGCUGCUGGAGAAACAACAGCAGCAGAUGGAGCUGGCCAGACAGCAGCAGGAACAGAUUGCCAAACAGCAGCAGCAGUUGAUCCAGCAGCAGCACAAAAUCAACCUGCUUCAGCAACAGAUCCAGCAGGUUAACAUGCCCUACGUGAUGAUCCCAGCCUUCCACCCCAACACCCAGCAACUCCCUGUCACUGCCGACAACCAGAUGACCAUGCCUCUGCAGCCAAUCCCCUGCAAGCCAGUGGACUAUCCCAUGCAGCUGCUGCAGAACUCUCACUCCACCCCUGUAAAAAGGCCCAGUGGUACCUUCCGUCAGGAAGCCAGCCAGCCUCUGAAUCUGACCUCCAAGCCCAAGGGGAUGGACAUGGGGAAGAGCCCCAGCCCGCAGAUCUUUGAGCUGGGCUCGCUGACUCUUCAGGGUGGGUACAGACCCAGGGACAACCAUAGAGACAGCCCUUCACGUCCUGCACUUAACCUAGGUUUCCUGGGAGAGGGGGAUGUGGUGACCCAGGCCAUCCACGAUGCCCAGCAGCUGCUGUGGAGUCAUGGGCCGGGCGGAAGAGAGAGGGAGCGAGAGAGAGACUGCACUGCCAGGAUGGAGCAUAAGGAGUCUGGUCGCAGCGACAGGCUGCCACACCAAGACCGGGGAGAGAACAGACAAACCCGCCAAACCAACGAGGACCACCACAGCAGUGACUCUGAGGGCCCCCUGUCUGCUCCUGGUGUGGGGUUGUUUGCAGAGGUUCGCAGUCCCCCCUCCUCCGUCCACAUCAAGAGGCCCAUGAACGCCUUCAUGGUCUGGGCCAAAGACGAGAGGCGACGUAUACUACAGGCCUUCCCUGACAUGCACAACUCCUCCAUCAGCAAGAUACUGGGAACUAGAUGGAAGUCUAUGUCUAACCAGGAGAAGCAGCCCUACUAUGAGGAGCAGGCCAGGCUGAGCCGACAGCACCUGGAGCGUUACCCCGACUACAAAUACAAGCCCCGCCCCAAACGCACAUGCAUCGUGGAGGGGCGGAGACUUAGGGUGGGCGAGUACAAAGCCAUGAUGAAGAGCAGGAGACAGGAGCAGAGAGGAGCAUACACACACAGUCAAUCAGAGCCGCAGAAGCUGCACUACGCCCCAGGCGAGGGCCAAUACCCAGGCGGUGGUGGAACGGUCUCCAUGCCGACGGUGCCAUUCCACCCCGCGCUAUUGGAGCACUACCUGCCACGAGGGUUGGAGGCUCCGCCUCCUCGCAGACUUGACGGGCAGAUCACACCCACUCCCCUCCACAGAGAGAGGGAGAGACCACCGUACAGCGAGGGGGAGGAGAGUGACAGAGGAGAGAGGAGUGAGGGAGAGCUAGUUCUCCUCACUGACUGACUGAGUGGAAGGGAGAGAGAGAGGGAGAGUUUUUAAUAGGGAUAAAGGAGUAAGGGAGAGCUAGUUCUCCUCACUGACUGAGUGGAAGGGAGAGAGAGAGGGAGAGUUUUUAAUAGGGAUAAAGGAGUAAGGGAGAGCUAGUUCUCCUCACUGACUGACUGAGUGGAAGGGAGAGAGAGAGGGAGAGUUUUUAAUAGGGAUAAAGGAGUAAGGGAGAGCUAGUUCUCCUCACUGACUGACUGAGAGGAAGGGAGGGAGGGACAGAGAGAAAGGAGUGUGUGUGUAGACAACUGAAUGAAAAGGUGUGUGUGUGAUGAAGGGGAUCUUGGUCCACAUCAAGUGUGUCAGAGUUCAACGGUUAUAUCUUAGCCAUGUGAUAUGACCAUGUCAGCAGAGCCCAUGACAUGUUAGGGUUAGUAGGAGACAGUUGUUUGUUACGACGUUAAAGGUGUCUGACAGCUGAAUCUAAAAGCUCAUUGGUCAUGAAUCAUAGAUUGGUCUGUCCAUGUUGCUCGUAAUAAAGGUACAUUCACAAUGUGGAAUGAGUUGAGAUACACUGGAUUAGACUUGGGGUUCAUUACUGUCACCAACAGGCAUUGACAUAGAUGUUUCCCCUAAACACACAUCUAUUAUUUCUAGACCAUAUCCUUAAAAAUAUUAGGGCCAGGGUAUGAAACAUCUGAUCUCUCCCUAACGACACGGGGCGGCAGGGUAGCCUAGUGGUUAGAGCGUUGGACUAGUAACCGAAAGGUUGCAAGUUCGAAUCCCCGAGCCGACAAGGUACAAAUCUGUCGUUCUGCCCCUGAACAGGCAGUUAACUCACUGUUCCUAGGCUGUCAUUGAAAAUAAGAAUUUGUUCUUAACUGACUUGCCUAGUAAAAUAAAAGGUAAUGAUUUUGAUUCUGACGGAGAGUGCUGCCCUCUGCUGUUUGGGAUGGGCACAGCACCAUGAAAUAUCCCGAUCGCUAGAAAGUAUUUUUUUUUAUUACCAAUAUUUACAGAUGAUAGAGGUUGAAUAACCCCCAUUAAUAGCAUAGGUAAUGAGAUGCACUCUGUCAGAAUGCACUUUCACUGAACCCUCAUCUCCUUUCCAAACAGACUCAGGCUGCACCAAAGUAGUCUAAAGUAUAAACUUGUCUCCUUAUAUCCUCUCCUUCAUAUGCACUGACAACAAAACAGGACAAGGCAAUAUGGGGGAUUCCUUGUGCGAGAGUUUCUUUCACUUGUCAAGUUCUUUCACAUCAGUGCAGGUGGAGUAAAGGAAGCCACUUUAGACUAUCAGGAUGCACCCAGUGUUUCAGUUUUUGCACUUGCGAUAGUAGUUGAUCAGCAGUGACAUCUAGUGUAAUGAGGAGAAAUGUCUAAGGAAUCUCCCUCCAAGCCCUUAUUCUAGAUUGAUCUCAUCCUUCUCUGUUCUCUAGUUGUGUACAAGCUGUAUGUGAUGUGUGCAUAAUGUCUUUCAAUCAAUUUAUUUUGAACGCGGGUUUACAAUGUGCUUGUCACAGAAUGUUAUACAAAUGUUCUGUAAAAUGUGUGUUUCUUUGAGUGUGUGUGUGGGUAUUGAACGCAAAGGUUGGCCUGAACCCUUUGUCUGUAUAUUCUGACACCCUGGCCUCUUGUCUUGACCACAGCUGUUGCUCUGUCCAUGUACUGCAGUUUGCCUUGACACAACAGUGCUCCAUCUCAAUAGUCUUAAUGUCGCUUCGUCUCCAUCUGCACUGACCUGAAAGAACUGGACAGGUGAAAUGAAGGUUUUCAACCCAUGUUAUCAGAUCAGUGCAGAUGGAGGAGAAAAACAGAAUAGGAAUCCAUUUGACUGUUGGGAUACAGCCUUCAUCACAAUGUACUGGACAGAAGAGAGGUCAGAUUUGUGGUGUAAUCAUAUUGUUAACUGAGGCAGGCCUGUGGUUAGUUGCUGUUACACUGUUGUAAAGCAUUUGGUGAGCAGGAUGAAGUGGGCACUGAUCUAUGGUCAGUUGUACAUCUUUGCCUAUAAUGUUAAGGACAACUUCAACCCAGAGCCAAGGGGAUGGCACUGUAUAGAGACUGUAUCAGAGAAACAUGUUUAUCUAAUUAUGACAGAAACCCAGAAGAGAACUGUCACCUGUUGUCACCCCUGCUGUUGUAAAUAUAGAUAGAUUUUAUUUUGUUUAUAAGAGCCUGUGUAAUUUAAAGGUGUACCUUUUCUGUGUUUUUUAAGUUGUGGUUUUGUUUUUUGGAAAAUAAUAAAUUUGGUUGUUAUCUU
This is a messenger RNA of Oncorhynchus kisutch (coho salmon), 4408 nucleotides long. Its product is annotated as transcription factor SOX-13. NCBI's taxonomy places the organism in Eukaryota, Metazoa, Chordata, Actinopteri, Salmoniformes, Salmonidae. Gene Ontology annotation, cellular component: nucleus. Gene Ontology annotation, biological process: cell fate commitment; regulation of transcription by RNA polymerase II. The record is from RefSeq and is a predicted model, not a curated record. The transcript has 14 exons. The coding region runs from base 262 to 2163 and encodes 633 amino acids. Gene Ontology annotation, molecular function: DNA-binding transcription factor activity, RNA polymerase II-specific; RNA polymerase II cis-regulatory region sequence-specific DNA binding.